GCGCGACCCCAGCCCGCCUCUUGGUCCUUGGCUUAGCGCUCCGCUGCUCUCCACCGCAUUCCGCUGCCCCGGGUGGGUACCCUGAGACAUGAACGCGCCGCCGGCAACUCUGCCUCCGGGGGUCGAAGACACCACCUGGACCCCUGGGAUCAAUGCCAGCUGGGCUCCGGACGAGGAGGAGGAGGAUGCGGUGGGAUCCGACGGCACAGGGACAGCGGGCAUGGUCACUAUCCAGUGCAUCUAUGCUCUCGUGUGUCUGGUGGGCCUGGUGGGAAACGCCCUGGUCAUCUUCGUGAUCCUACGCUAUGCCAAGAUGAAGACAGCCACCAACAUCUACCUACUCAACCUGGCCGUCGCUGAUGAGCUCUUCAUGCUCAGCGUGCCAUUCGUGGCCUCGGCGGCUGCCCUGCGCCACUGGCCGUUCGGGGCGGUGCUGUGCCGCGCAGUGCUUAGCGUGGAUGGCCUGAACAUGUUCACUAGUGUCUUCUGCCUCACCGUGCUCAGCGUGGACCGCUAUGUGGCUGUCGUGCACCCUCUGCGCGCCGCCACCUACCGGCGGCCCAGCGUGGCCAAGCUAAUCAACCUGGGAGUGUGGCUAGCAUCCUUGCUGGUCACUCUGCCCAUCGCAGUCUUCGCUGACACCAGGCCGGCUCGUGGGGGUGAGGCCGUGGCUUGCAACCUGCACUGGCCUCACCCGGCCUGGUCUGCGGUCUUUGUCAUCUAUACUUUCUUGUUGGGCUUCCUACUCCCGGUUCUGGCCAUCGGAUUAUGUUACCUGCUUAUUGUGGGCAAGAUGCGUGCUGUGGCCCUGCGGGCUGGCUGGCAACAACGGAGGCGCUCAGAGAAGAAGAUCACUAGGCUCGUACUAAUGGUGGUGACCGUCUUUGUGCUAUGCUGGAUGCCGUUCUAUGUGGUGCAGCUUCUGAACCUGUUUGUCACCAGCCUCGAUGCCACUGUCAACCAUGUGUCCCUCAUCCUAAGCUAUGCCAACAGCUGUGCCAACCCCAUUCUCUAUGGCUUCCUCUCUGACAACUUCCGGCGCUCUUUCCAGCGGGUUCUGUGCCUGCGCUGCUGUCUCCUGGAAACAACUGGAGGUGCUGAGGAAGAGCCCCUGGACUACUAUGCCACUGCUCUCAAAAGCAGAGGGGGCGCAGGGUGCAUAUGCCCUCCCCUGCCCUGCCAGCAGGAGCCCAUGCAAGCAGAACCUGGCUGCAAGCAAGUCCCUUUCACCAAGACCACUACUUUCUGAAAACCAUUUUACCCUCCCUCAUCUCUCCUGUAAACAGGUCUGUGCCACUCUCUCAAGUCAGCAACUUCAAGAACAACUGUGUUUUCACUAAGCCAGGCCCUUUCAGCAGCCUGUGUGCUGUCCCCAGGAGCCUCAGGACUCCUGCUAGCCCCUCCCUCUCCUAGGACUGGCUCCAAGGACACCUCCAUGGGGGUAGGACUGAUCUGGGAUUUGGGCUAGAGUACCAUCCAUUCCUGGGCCUCUGGCAAUUUUUCAAGAGGUGGGAAGCAGGUGGUGGUCAGAAAGGGAUGUCUACCCUUGUAUGACUUGUGACAGUGACUGCUUGGAAGAGCCCUGGGAGGCUGAGGUAGGCAGAGCCUGUGCUCUGUGUAGGCUCUUUGCUGUAUGGUAACAGUGUGUAUGGUGAGACAGGGGAGAAGAUACAAUACCUCCAAGUGGUUUCCCUCUGUGUCUGUCUGAGGCUCUCGUUGCUAAGUGAGAUGUCUAUGCAGCAGAGGAGGGCACUGGGUCUGUCACUGUACAAGUGUUUUCCAGUUGUCAAAGGGCCAGGUGCAGACUUCCUGUGAGUGUGAAAGGCUUAAAGAAGCAUGAUGUGGGGCAGUUUUGCAAAGCAUAAAACUUCUGGUCAGGAAUUAAAAGGCAGAAAGGAUUAAAAUCUCACCUGCUCCAAUUUUUUUUCCAUCCCUGUCCCUGAUUGCAGGAAUAUGAAACCCCAUUCUAUGCUAUGAGGGGGAGGGUGUCAGGAAAAGACCAGAGAACUAGGUGGAGGGGAAACAGACUCUGUUUUGACAUCAGAUGAUGACCACAGUGAAAAGCCUUUCCUGUGCCUUGUAAGUUAACCACAGCUUCAGUGAUAUUUCCCCUGAGGAAGAUUCAUAGCCUGUAAGAGCUUUACUUCGGCUAAAGCAGUGGAGGGAGCCCAGUUUAUGCAGCAUCUGGGUGAGAAAUGGCUGAUUACAGCCCGGAUCAGUACAGCAAAAAAACCCUGCUGAGUUCUACUGAGCCAUCGCUGGUGGUACUAGAACAACAAGCCAAGAAGGGCAGGAGGAAGCACAGGGUAGUUAUCUGGGCAGUUCCCACAGCUGCCCGGCAAGGGGGAGUGUUCUUUAAAAGAAAACACCUGGAUCCUAUCAUCUUAGAAAACAUUUCUCUGUGUCUUCUAGGGCAGUCAGCAUGAGUUCUAGCUGUUGGGAGGCUAAUGGGGAUCCAGACUGGACCAAGAAGCAGAGUGGGGCCUGAGGGAAUGCUCCACCACCCUGUGGGUUACAGUGAAUCUCUGAAACCCUGGGAGAAGCAGAAGGUGACCUUUUUCUGGGCUUCUUGCCCAGAGCCAUGACUUGUAUGACAGUAGCAGCUGCCUGGUAUGUGGGAAAUGGACAAGAAGGCUGAAUUCUGGUCCCAGGCACAAACGUCUUAUAACCCAAGCAGGUCACUCAGGGGAGGUCUUCAGAAUUUUUGCCUGGAAAAAUCAACUGAUCCCUGUUGUUUGGCCACUCUUUAGCUGAUCGUGUUUUCUGUUGUUUUAGCUAUUGUUGUUCUGUUGCUGUUGAGACAAGAUCUCGUGUAACACCAGCUAGCCAUCAAUUGGUAGCCGAGGAUGAACUUGAACCUCUCAUCCUCCUACCUCUACCCCCUGAGUGUUGGAAUUAGAUUGUUCAGCACCAUGCCAGGUCAGUGUUAGGAACAGAACUCAGAGCCUCGUGGUGGCUAGGCAGGCACUCUUAUCAACUGAGCUAUAUCCCCAGUCCCACACGGUGACUCUUACCCGCUAAGACCGGAGAUUCCAACUUCCUCACUAACAGUAGAAAAGUGAAAGCUAAGUGUGUGGACAUAUACCUGUGGCAUUCUCGCUUUCUGAAAUAGCCAGCCAGCUAGAUGGCCUGAUAGCGACAACUGGUGUUGAUUGUGGGUGUCUCAAGGGUGGUGCAGGAGUAUGUGGAAGUCAUCAGAGUCUGCUACUAAGUUGAUCUUGACUUACCUAUGAGAGAAUGGCAUAGCCAGGUCUCUUCUGUAUCAAAGGCCAUGGCUAUGGGUUGGAAAUCUCUAAAUAGAGCGCUGACCUCUUUGUUUCCACUAGCAUGAAUACACACAUGCUCACACACAUGCACAGACCAUCCCUACCUGGUCAUUACUUCUCACAGUCACCCUGAGCAUUCAGAAAAAGUCAGUUCAUUUCACAUCUGUAGGUCUUAUGCCUAUAGCAGCAACUCCUUGCAGGUUUUUUGUUUGUUUGUUUGUUUGUUUGUUUAUGAAAUUAUUUCUUUGGCCCUGGUGCCUGGCAGAGUAGAUACCUGAUAAAUAGUCAUGAACUUCACUGCAAGGAUCACAUAGUGGAAACUUUUGGCCUUAGCAAUGGUUGCCGUAGACAACAGUGUUAGGCUUUUUCCCUAGUUUGAAGGGGUCUGGAGUUUAUGUUUUCGACCUUCUAAUGACUCACCCAGGCCCCAAGACAUGUUUGGUUGGUUGGAAAAAGACAAAUUCUGUUUUUUAAAAAAUGCAAGCUUUUAACAGGGAUUAAUUAUGGCUGAAAGUCCAAUUGUUUCAAGCUGGAGAAGUCACCAAUGAUAACAGAAAACAUCAGCUUUAACUAGCCCAAGAUAGGCAAUUUUGGCUUUCCCACCUCAGUUUCCCACUCUUUUUCUUUUCUACAUUAAUUAACUUAUUUAUUCAUUUUGCAUCCUGAUUUGCCCAUUCUUAAUAUAUGUAUAAAUGGAAGGUUUGAGUUCCUAGCUCUUCUGUUGUGACUGGACAUGAAUGCAGAAAAAUUGGACCUUGAAACACUUGUCUGAUAGGUGAAUCUGUGAGCACAGAUGUCAUAAUCCUGAAGCUGUGUUUGCGGAGACAACUCUACUGUGUUAGUCAGCACCGUGGCCCAAAAUUCUGUUCCGUGGGUCCAUGUGCUGGGAUGUGUGUGUAUUCAGUGACGGGAUACUGAGAGUUUCUGUCAGUGAUUCAACCAGCUUCCAGACAACAUGGUGAGUCUAUACAGUGUGGAACUUGGAAAUAAUUGGCAAAGACGGCUAUUAAUUAAAUAACCAUACAAACAAAAGUGUGAUUCAAUUCUAAGCUAAACUAAUCAUACCAUGACUAGAGAUGCAGCUUAAUGGUAGAGUGUUGGCAUGUGCAAGGCCCCUUUAUUUCCGGAAAAACAUGUGCAUGUGCUCACACAUGAGCAGGCAGUCUCUCUCUCUCUCUCUCUCUCUCUCUCUCUCUCUCUCUCUCNCACACACACACACACACACACACACACACACACUAUUCAAAGAAGGAAUUUGGCACCCAUACAAUAGAAUAGGCUAAUGCAAUCGAAUCAGCCCUGCUUUUACAGCAAGUGUUCCUGGGACACUGGGGAGUGUGGAGGCUUCUCUGUGUUAUUAUUCAAAUUGGCUUUUCUUUAGUCAUUUUGUGCAGGCAGUGACAUCUCUUCUUCUAUUUUGAUGAAAGCAUCACUUGCACUUGAUAAAAUUCGCCCUUUGCACGUAUGCAAUUCUGUGAUGCAGUUACAAUUCUGAAGUUGACACUCCAAUCAAGAGAGGCCCUGUUUCUGUCCUCAUUGCUUUCUUUGUGAUCUGUAGCCUACAGAAGUGGGCCACAGGGAAGACAGGAAGCAGAAUUAUGAUGAGGCUUUCCCUAAAUCUUUAGGGGCUGCUUCUUUUCUGCCAGCUCUGGAUUCUUCCCACUGUCAGGGGGAACUCAGCCGAGAGAGACCCAGACAGCUGCUCCCUGCCCUUUAGUCCUAAACUUGGAAGAAGUGUUCUGGACUUCGGGAGCCUCCUGAACAAACUGGGACUUUAAAUAAGUUCCUGGGUUAAGUUGUGAAUUCCCUCUGGACUUGGUAACCUUUUGAACACCGAACAUGAAAUAUCGGAGGAGUGUGGUUUCCUUCCAGGUCAGGAACCCAUGCUUUCUUCCUGGAAGAACAGUAAGGCUAUUCCUCUAGACUCUGCCUAUGCUGCAGUCUGCCACUACGGCUAACUGCUGGCAUGAAGACAAUUGCACUGGGUUUGUGUCACUCUGUUUAAGUUUAUUUAAGUGGCUUCCUGUGCUUUGGAAGUUCAGGAAAGCUUUAUCUCCCUCUAGCCCAUCUGAGCCUGUGCUUUGGAAGUUCAGGAAAGCUUUAUCUCCCUCUAGCCCAUUUGAGCCAACUUCAGUUUCUCCUGGUGUCAGUGCUGGAUUUCUGCACCUUUGAGGGGCAGGAAGGGGAAAUACUGAUGGCAGUUAAACAUCUACAAAGAAUCUUGGAUGUUUGUGGUGAAUACUUUGCAUGUUACCCUUCCAAAGCUCAGGGGAGUAGGCUAGAGAGUGAAGGCAAAAUUAGCAUGUGAAAGAAACUGUCUGACUAAGGGGAAGUAACUCCUUAGCUGAGGUUGUAACAAAUACACUCCAUGUAAUUAAAAUAGAAAAAAGAAAAAAGAAAAGAAAAGAAAGGAAAGGAAAGGAAA
Mus pahari (shrew mouse) is the source of this 5691-nucleotide messenger RNA. RefSeq names its product somatostatin receptor 4 (gene Sstr4). Gene Ontology annotation, biological process: cellular response to glucocorticoid stimulus; neuropeptide signaling pathway. Gene Ontology annotation, cellular component: neuron projection; membrane. Bases 89 to 1249 code for a protein of 386 amino acids. The record is from RefSeq and is a predicted model, not a curated record. The transcript has a single exon. Gene Ontology annotation, molecular function: somatostatin receptor activity; neuropeptide binding. NCBI's taxonomy places the organism in Eukaryota, Metazoa, Chordata, Mammalia, Rodentia, Muridae.